UACUAGUAUUGUUCACAAGAGGUAAUCUGUUUUCGCCCACAUCUGAACAUUUUCCCUGCAUGCCUUUUGUAGCCACCUCAUUGCGCCUGCGGAUAAACAUAAAAUGUCUGAUGAAAAAGCACGUGAAUGCCUGGCGGAUCUCCUUGGUGGUGGCCAUGGUUAAAGCUGCGGCAAACGUGAUCAAGACAAGUCCACUGCUGCUGCUGCUGGAUCGUUUGGGCCGCUCAUCACGUUACCUGCUCGAGGCUUGCAAGUCUCGUAAAACUUCUACAAUAAUGUUUCGUGAUCAUGCAACUAUAUAUGCUACUACCAACUACUACUGCUUACAUUUGGACUACUAUCGAUUAUGUAUGCCACUAUGCCAGUGA
This is a messenger RNA of Hordeum vulgare subsp. vulgare (domesticated barley), 368 nucleotides long. RefSeq lists its product as uncharacterized. The transcript is spliced from 3 exons. Bases 60 to 368 code for a protein of 102 amino acids. The record is from RefSeq and is a predicted model, not a curated record. Lineage: Eukaryota; Viridiplantae; Streptophyta; Magnoliopsida; Poales; Poaceae.